AAUUUACUGUGCGUUCUUAAAGUAAUGAAUUAUAAAAUUUUACAUAUGGAUUAUGGAACAUACGUGUGUCGUGAACGGUGAAGUCUUCACUCUUCAAACUUUUACUACUAUUGAUAAAAUGCAGAAAUCGUUAAUUUUCUGAAUGCUUAAUAGUUAUUUACGUAUUUUAAAACCUGUUUAUUUAUGUACAAAAAUCAUCACAAAUCAAAUAUUUUGCGUAUGUUCGCCUGAGGAAAGGCAAUGCUUGAAAAAUGAAGUCAUUUAAAUUAAUAGUUCACCAAUCUAGUUUCAGCACUGAAGAUUUAAUCAUCAAUUUAAAAGACUAUCCAGGCUUAAAGGAAAAAGAUAUAGUUGAAAUAUAUCAUCCAGAAAAUGACUAUCCUUGUUUGCUACUACAAGUUAAUAAACUGGAUGCACCAGGAAAAGGUAGAGAUACUAUUAGUGUUGAACAAAGUAUAGCAACAACAUUUCAGUUACGGACAUUUGCUGAUGUAUAUGUGAAUAUAGUUAAUGUUGCCGAUGUCACUUUGGACUCUGUUGAGUUGACAUUUAAAGAUCAAUAUAUGGGAAGAUCUGAAAUGUGGAGAUUAAAAAAUCAUUUGAUUGGUUCCUGUGUAUAUUUAAACAAAAAAAUUGAGUACUGUGGUGGUGUAAUCCGGUGUCAAGUUUAUGAGAUGUGGUCUCAAGGAGACAGGGUAGCCUGUGGUGUUAUUGGAGAAGAUACAAAGAUUGUAUUCCGGUCAUCCACCUCCAUGGUCUAUUUAUUUAUUCAAAUGUCUUCGGAAAUGUGGGAUUUCGAUAUUCAUGGCGACCUUUACUUUGAAAAAGCUGUCAAUGGAUUUCUAGCAGAUCUUUUUGCUAAAUGGAAGAAAAAUGGAAGCAAUCAUGAGGUGACCAUAGUUUUGUUUUCAAGAACAUUCUAUAAAGCAAAAUCACUUGAAGAGUUUCCUCAACAUAUGAAAGAAUGUUUGCAAAAAGAUUACCGAGGAAGAUUUUAUGAAGACUUUUACAGAGUGGCUGUUCAGAAUGAGAGGUAUGAAGAUUGGUCUAAUGUGCUAUUACAAUUAAGGAGACUCUUUACGGAUUACCAGAAAAUAGUACUGCAAUACCAUGAGAGGCCUAAUAUAGAAAUACCCACAGCUAUAAAUUCAACCGCAGCAAAGGGAAAUUUCCUAGAAGUUCUCAAUAUGAGUUUAAAUGUUUUUGAAAAACAUUAUCUCGAUCGAUGCUUCGAUCGCACCGGGCAACUCAGCGUUGUAAUCACACCUGGAGUAGGAGUCUUCGAGGUAGACAGAGAACUUACUAAUGUGACGAAACAACGUAUCAUAGACAACGGAGUUGGGAGUGAUUUAGUAUGUGUCGGUGAACAACCCUUACAUGCUGUGCCGCUAUUGAAGUUCCACAACAAAGACAGUAAUUUGAACUCUAUAGAUGAUUACUCUAUGCCCCAUUGGAUCAAUCUAUCCUUCUACUCGACCAACAAAAAGGUGGCCUACUCCAAUUUUAUACCGCGAAUAAAGUUGCCACCUCGGAAAAGUCAAGAGCCAUUGCGGAAGAUGUAUGAAGAUGAAACCAAGGGGAAAUUGUUGAAGGAGGAGGAAUAUAAUAUGCAUAAUUCCAUUUUCGAUUAUGAUGCUUAUGAUGCUCAAGUGUUCCAACUGCCGCCAGCGCAUAGCACUUGUGUCCAAAGAGUGAGUAGAACAAAGAAAACCUCGAUGGCUGGGUUAGAAAGCCUGACCAGAAAGAGUCCACCGACAACUAUCAUUCAUCAGAGGAAGAUGUCGGAUCCAGAUAUUCAUCACAGUCUUGGAGAUAUAUUUAGUAAUUAUAAAUAUGGCUCCAAUGACACCGGCAGUGAUGCAACGGACUCCCCUAUAUCAAUACACCGUCUCUCUCCUCGCAGCUCCGUGAACACCCACAAGCCUGUGAUAAGAACAGGCCGGGCCCUAAUUAACCCCUUCGAUCCUUCACACGUCACUGUCAAACUGACAAGUAAUAGACGACGGUGGACGCAUAUAUUUCCAAAAGGUCCCACUGGCGUUCUUAUCCAACAGCAUCACUACCAGGCCAGACCAGCUGGUGAGCCGGCUUCCACGAAGCACGACAGGUGUGACCACGAGAAGGAGAACGGCACGUCGCUGACCAACAACCAUUCUGUGUACCAGGUCGAUGGUAACAUGAUGAGCCGUAAGCGCAUGAUAAGUGCGUCAGGAGCACUGAGCGUCCUAGGUACGCUGGGAGGAACAGUUUCUGGAACAGGUGCACCCUCUACAACCAACAACGCCUCGCUAGCACUACUGUGGGGUGCCACAGGGGAGCAGGAGUGGACACCUGCGCUCACAACAGCGAAUCGAGAAAUAGGAGUGGAUUGGAAAUCUUUAACGAUCCCGGCGUGUUUGCCAAUAACAACGGAUUACUUCCCCGACAAAAGAUCACUGCAGAAUGAUUAUCUGGUGUCCGACUAUAAUCUGCUGCCUGACGAUGUGAACGCUGAUUUUGCACAAAACCGAGCCAUAUACAAAGAGCCACUCACAACAAUGGAGGUGUUUAAGGAGCUGGUGUCUCAGCGUUUGGCACAGGGUUUCCAAUUAAUUGUUGGUGUGAACGAGAACGAGGUGAUAGAGGCGCACUGCCCGUCGAGCCACGCGCCUCCGCCCUCCAAGGUGGCUCCGCAGAGCAGCAAGCCUUCACAUGUGUCGCACACCAAGCGGUACCUGCUCUCCAUCGGCAGGAUAUUCCACAAGCUGACCCUGGUCGGCUCCACCAUCACCGUCACAAGAUACAGGCCGAGACACCCGUACCCGCCGUUCAACAUUCACUACAGGUAUCGGUUCCACGCGCCCAACCACGACACAUACGAGGUGUCGUGGGUCGCCUUCACCACCGAGAAGCUGGAGAACUAUAACUGGAACUAUAUGGAUCACUAUAUAUGUACGAGAGGAGAUACCGAUUUCGCUUUAGUUGAGCCAUUGAAGUAUUGGAGGUUCCGUACGCUUUUGUUGCCGUUAAACAACCCAGCGACCAAACAGAUCCUCGAAGACGAGUCGACUCACUGCGACGUGUAUCCAACGCCGACUCGGUUCGACCUAGAUCAUCUAACCGAGGGAUUCCUUAAAAUGACUGAGUCCUAUUUCAAUAAAGUUAAAAGACCUAACAAACAGAGGAUGGCGUGUGGGACCGGCAACUGUUCCGCAGCGGAGUCCGCGCUCACCCGCCGACGGCACUCCACCUCCAUCCUCACGCGGAACGCCCAGCAGGGCGGUGUGUCCAAUUCACCGUUCAGAGAGCGAGUGGGCAGUACCCGUCUGCCCGACCGGCCGCGCCUUCGGAUCGAGGCUAUAGCCGCGGCAAAAACAGUUCUGGAGAGAACACAGUCACAAACUGGGGAAAGUGACGACGGAUGUGAUGAUGGCGUUAUAGAACCAAAACUAAAAGCGAAUGCAACGUUGUCCGACAUCUUGGAGCGAAUGCGUCACCCGACACUGGGCGUGGGCUUUCUCCAACAAACCGUCAGCCUUCCCUCCCACACGUUCGUCUCCAUCUACGCCAUUCACUGGCUCCAAGCUAACAUGGAGAACGUUACGUAUGAGAAAGCCACGGGGAUUAUGGAGAAAUUAUUGCAAGACAAAAUGAUAUGCCAUGCCUCCGGCGACACUCUGAAACGGUUCGUUGUCGGCUACUACAUGUAUCACAUUCUGCCACAGAAGAAGGACAAAGAAUUGCAAGAUUAUGUAAAACCGUUAGGUGACCUGCAGAGCUUUGAGAAUGAGUGGAUGGAAGUUGAGGUGCUUGGUCCCAGGUCGCCUAUCCUGCAGUCGGAGACAACCAGCGGCGCUAUUGACAUAUCAGGAACCAGUCCCGUAGUAGACGAUUCUGGCAUUCCCGCCUUCCUGUGCGACAACAUCGACCCGAAUUACAUGCAACUUGGAAAUGACGACAUGCCGCUGUACAAGAAUACUCACUUAGACAUAGAUGUUAACAACAAGAGUGACAGGAUAGAGUGGGGCCACGCCAGGUACCAGGCCACCUUCAGACCAGACCAGGCCUACGAGAUGUGCAUCCAGUGGGCGGUUGCCAGUGGGAACGUUGUUGCCGAACUGAUAUUUGGAUGGGCUCGGAAAGCGCAGAGUUGUAGACUUCAAAUGGUCCCGAUACCGGCAGAUCCCCUUGCGUUGCCCUUCACAGAGAAGUCGGACCCUCUCCGUGGACCUAUCUACGUACCGCUCAACGAAGAACCACUGCUAAGAGGAAAGAGUGCUUUGUUUGAAGGAUUCCCGGAGGAGCAGUGGCCGGAGCGUCUAUUCCUAUUUCAAGAAGCGAUCGUGGGCCGUUUUGGUUUCAUAAAGUGUACGGUGGAGAGUACGUCCCACGCGGCCGGCGUAGGGGAUCACCUGUACGUGCACGUCACCGGUAACAUGUUCAUCCUGAUACCCACCACAGUCAAGUCGGAACACAAAGCUCUGAGGAAACCAGUCAACAAGCCACUGAACGCCAGCAGAUAUCCAGUUCAUUCAGAAGCAGCCCCAAGUCCUCACGAGGGCUACAUUACGCGUCAUGUCAGCGGAAAAAAUAAGGACGAUUACGACAACAGCCGCCGGAUGGGAUUUCUAUGGUCAUGGAACCAUAUGAUUUCCAAGAAGUGGAAAUGGUCACAAACACCUGCAACUGGUGAUGAGGGUUUCCAGAUGAGGAUGUUGCGCGACUUUAAACACUUCUGUGCAAAUCAUGAACAAAGACUGAGCCAGUUUUGGGAUCAAUGCUGGGAGUUACAAGAGAACGCGAAAGGAAUCAAGUGUCGUUAACAUUUUAUAUAACUUAAUUAAAAUAUGUUAUAACUGUC
Leptidea sinapis is the source of this 4840-nucleotide messenger RNA. It is a transcript of the gene Iml1, whose product is annotated as GATOR complex protein Iml1. Gene Ontology annotation, biological process: cellular response to amino acid starvation; positive regulation of autophagy; negative regulation of TORC1 signaling. The record is from RefSeq and is a predicted model, not a curated record. NCBI's taxonomy places the organism in Eukaryota, Metazoa, Arthropoda, Insecta, Lepidoptera, Pieridae. The transcript has 27 exons. Gene Ontology annotation, cellular component: GATOR1 complex; lysosomal membrane. Gene Ontology annotation, molecular function: GTPase activator activity. The coding region runs from base 252 to 4802 and encodes 1516 amino acids.